Stylophora pistillata is the source of this 996-nucleotide messenger RNA. Its product is annotated as bone morphogenetic protein 1. The record is from RefSeq and is a predicted model, not a curated record. Lineage: Eukaryota; Metazoa; Cnidaria; Anthozoa; Scleractinia; Pocilloporidae.
UAUUUUCAUCCAAACUUGAAUCGUUUUGAAGGAAGAAUUAGUGUGCGCACGUAAAUGACAUUUCUUAAAAUGAAACUACGUGAAACAAAGUCGCAAGAAUGGAAAUAAUAUUGCAGAAGAGUUGAACACAUGUUUUUAGGAUCCUGCUCUACUUAAGACUAGUUGAAGCCGGAAAUAUUCUUCAACUUAUUGGUUUGAUGGAUAAUUCGCCGACAGAAUAGUGGGACGGCGGUAACUUGGUCGUAAAAGUAACAUUGUACAUAUCUACGAUCUUAACAUUCUCAUUACGUGGCACGAAACCUAUGUCCCUAUUGUACAUUUUGGUGGAAGAACUUCUGAUCAGAUAUGAUACAGUGGCUCUGUGGUUGGACUCAUUCUCUGCUCCUUGUCUGGCUUGGCUUGAUUGCUGAUAUAGGGUCUCAAAGACACGGGACAGUUAAAUGUCCAAAUGAUGGAAACCUCACGACAUACAAAGGAAUAUUGACGAGUCCAGGAUUUCCACAAUCUCCGUAUGAACCGAGAACAGUUUGCACUUGGAUGAUAACUGCGCCAAGAGGCGGCCACGUAAAACUUGCAAUAACAUCAAUGGAGUUGGAGUAUUGUUCCUUUUGCCGUUGUGAUUACGUUGAAGUCAGGGACGGCCCAACGGCUAACAGUCAACUUAUUGGCAGAUUUUGUGACACAGAGAGAGCAAAUCUUUACUCAGAAGGAAGACACAUGUGGGUGAAAUUUAGAUCGGAUGUGAUACUUGAAUAUAAAGGAUUCUCUGCCAGCUUUUCUUACGUGAAACUACAAAAAAAUCAUUGGAAAAGUAUGGCUGUUGGAAUCGGCUGCACAAGUUUAUUUCUUUUUGUUGUGCUGGUGUGGUGCUUUCUGAAGAUAGCAAGCAAUGCCGGUCGCUUUGUGGAAUUCGAGCGAACAACGUCUCUGAUUGAGCAGAAUCCAACAGAAUCUUCCAUCGCGGAAACAUGUCUUACUAACGACAGAGAUACAUGA